Marchantia polymorpha subsp. ruderalis is the source of this 3250-nucleotide messenger RNA. NCBI's taxonomy places the organism in Eukaryota, Viridiplantae, Streptophyta, Marchantiopsida, Marchantiales, Marchantiaceae. The record is from the annotation of a GenBank genome assembly.
GAGAUGUUCUUGGGUUUGGGAGAAGAGAAGAGAGGGAGGGAGAGGGACGGAGGGAGGGACGGGGCACUGAGGGCGAACAGCACAGCACAGCAAAUGAAAGCGAGUGGGAGGAGAGGAGAGGAGUGAAGGCGAGGUGAGGUGAGGUGUUGCUGGUAUGCCAUUGCACGAGAGCAGGAGGAGGAAGUUGUCGGGAAGGUUGGAGUGCCAAGGGGAAGAAAAGGGAAGGCGAGGAAGAAUCGUCAGGAGAAGGUGGCCUAGCAACUGCUGGUUGUUGUUUGCUUGCUGGCUCAAGAAGCAAGGAGAUUGGAUUCUAGAUGUCAUUGAGCUAGAGAGAGCGCAGUUGGACAAGGGGUGUUUUGUGUCUGCUUCCACUUGACUCGUCCCCCAUAAUUCAGCCUGCUGCCUGGCGAUUGGUCGUCGCGGGCCCUAAAGCGUCCCUCUCAGCGUUUUAUAAAUUUAUCCUACGUCGCCCGACUCUGAUAGAAAGCUGCCGCUCCGAGUUGCGAGAGCGAUCAAUUUCCGGUGAAUGCGAGUGAAGUGAGUCAACCGAACCGAGAGCAGGUUUUUCGAACGUAGACGUUUGUUGCUCUGUCCCUCGACACUUGUUAGAGAUUGUUGCAAUUUUGACCGCCCAGUCAGUUCCGUUUGCUCGUGCACUGACUCAGAAAGAGCUCGCGAGGGAAAAGGAUCCAGCUCGUAGAUUCGAGGCCGAUGCCCCGGACGAAAAAGUAAGGAGAAGACCGCAGUUGCGUUUCAGAUUCGAACUCACCAUCGGAAGCGUGCGAGUAGUAGGGACGACAGGUUCUUUGAGAUUUUGCAGCAUUAGGAGGCAGGGCCGGUUCACUGCGAUUGAAAAUUGUAGAUUUCUGGAGGGCAUUGCUCAUGGUUCAGCACACUUCUCACUCGAGCUUGACCCAAUCCUUCUGAACCCACUCCAGCUCCAGUCCAGCUCCAUUCCAUCCACGAGACUCGAGCUCUGCUCCACCUCCCGCAGCCAUAGGUUCGUUCAAUUUGUUCAGGCAUUCUGGCAGCAGCAGAAUAGCGAUGGCGAACGAUCGCAGGCAGGUGAAGGUGGCGCUCACCCGCCAGCCCUCAGGCAGCAUCCCGCGCCCGCCCCCAAUGGGCGGGGGGAUUGCGCGCCAGCUCAGUGGCGAGGUCGCGGGCUCAGUGCCGAUGAAGCCUGCCUCGGCGCCCUCAUCGCCUGCCGUGGGCCGCAAGCGCAGCGCGGCCACGGCUGCAGCAUCUGAUAGCACCUCGUCCGAGAGCAAGGAGAUGGGCGCAGGCCAGCAGCAGAGCGGAAGCAAGCCGAGCGGCAGGCAACGCCGAGGCGGACCUGAGAACGGGAACCACACCUUCAGAGGCGUGAGGCAGCGGCAGUGGGGGCGAUGGGUCGCGGAGAUCAGAGAGCCCCGAUGCCGAACACGAAUGUGGCUGGGCACCUUCGCCACGGCCAUCGAAGCUGCGAGGGCCUACGACGAUGCAGCUCUCACGUACCACGGGCCCGGAGCUCGUCUCAAUCUGCCGCAAUCGCAGCCCUCGGCCAACUCCACGGCGACCUCGGCCGUGGCCCCUCAUCCCAUGUCUGGCCUGGCGAGGUCGGCUUCUUGCAACGUCGGGAAUUACUGCACCAGCGAUCCCCGCGAGAUGCCAGGCUCCAUGCUGCAGCGCACCUCGUCCGGCCCGGCCAAUCUGUUGAUGCGCACCAGCUCGAGCCCUGCGCAGUGCGCCGCCAUGGCAGUCGACUCCGGCGCCAUGUUCUCCUCGUACGCUUCGGACCUGCGAAUUGAGGAGAAGGCCGCGAAGAAGAUGUACGUGCCCAGUGCUGCGGCCGCCGCUGGGAUGUUCGCAGGAUCCGCGCCCGGCGCCAUGAGCGAGUCCCCGCAGACUGUGUUCGUUAAUGGGGCUUUGGAUCGCUACGACAUGGGCACCAAGUUCGUCGGCGCCCCCGUGAAAUCGGAGCCCGUUUCUGAUUUCCCCGCAGUGUACCAGUCGGUCGGCUCCAACGCCUCGAGCUCGAUGAUGAAUCACGCCUCCUUCGGUGACAUGUUCGGGGGCGAUUUGGGAGCCGUGGUCUCGCAGCAGCAGCACAGCGCUCAGAAUUUGAGGACCCCGAAAGUGGAGCAGAAUCUGCGAGCGGAUGCGCCCUCGUCCGCGUCCACAUCCAUCUCGUCCGUGAACACGGUCGGGGCCGGAGUGCUGGGCAAUUGUGGGAGCGACGAGGGAUCGCCCACUUCGUUCUGGACGAUGGAUUCCGACUCGAAGUUCGAUGGCAGUUGCGUGAGCACGGAUUGGCUGCAGCAUGUGCUGGACCAGCAAGGGCCUCCUGCUCCUGUCACCAGCACCAGCGCAUCCAGCAUGCUGACAUCCAGGUUAGGGUCGCUGGAGAAAGCGGAAUUGGGGCCUUGGGACAUCGACAUUUGUUCGCCACCACCCACUCUCGACCUUCCCCUCGAGGAGUCGCUGCACUUUGAUGACGACUUUUUGUCCGGGCAAUUAUUCCAAGAACGCAGUAUGCAGUACGAGCUGUUGUAGCGAGGGUAAACAUCCAAGUGGAGCACACUGAAUCCUCGAGAGCUGCAGUUCGCAUUCAGCUGCACGCAUGGCCGGAUUCGCACGCGAGUUUCGGCUUGGAUGUUCCCGCAUAUCUUUGUAGUUAGUCCGAUGUACAUAUACGUAAUAUACAAGUAACAUUAAUGUAGGUAGAAUGUCAGAGCCUCGAGCUCGCACUAGAACACAAGAAGCUAGCAUUGUGGACCAGAUUUGUCUUUGGAAAGGGUUCGGCCAAAGAGUGAAUCUGACAGGAAGUGGAUAUGAGUACCUAUCACAAGUAGAUGUGGGUAUCGCAACCGAUGGGCAAUACGAUUAUUCGAUACACAAGAGAAACCCUUUUGGGGAGCACACAAGCAACUUUUACGUUACACGAUGCGGAUAGGAUCUCAAACUUUGUGUUUCUCCAGAUAUACAUUUCUAUGAUUUUGGCCGCUCGUUCAAGGAGACCAUCAGAGUGCCGAAACGAUUUUGAAUUCAUUCCAGCGCGUGAAUGCAAUUCUUCACGACUAGCAUUCGCUUUAGCUAGCUUUGUAGAGUACAUUAGGUUAAGACGUCUCAGUCGGCUUAAAUUUUGGGGUCCCUCUAAGUCGAAUUGUGGCACACUUUUACUAUAAAUUGAGAUCAUUUUUUACUCGACUUGCAGUCUUUUGCCUGUGAUGAGUCUGAACUCUGUCCACGUCCCAGGCAUUGCUGAUACGCC